This is a messenger RNA of Brachypodium distachyon (stiff brome), 3255 nucleotides long. RefSeq names its product putative disease resistance RPP13-like protein 2. Lineage: Eukaryota; Viridiplantae; Streptophyta; Magnoliopsida; Poales; Poaceae. Gene Ontology annotation, molecular function: ADP binding. The record is from RefSeq and is a predicted model, not a curated record. The transcript is spliced from 3 exons. The coding region runs from base 127 to 2877 and encodes 916 amino acids. Gene Ontology annotation, biological process: defense response to other organism.
UUCCAAGUGUGGGGAGAGUACAAGCAAGCAGGCUAUAUUGAAGCUGGUAGUACCUUGUGUCUAGCUAGCUUCUGCUAAUUAACCGGCCGGAGAGGAGAGGAGAAGGCCGUCGAUCCACGGACGGCAAUGGCGGAGACGGCGAUCACGUCGGUUCUGUCCAAGUGUGGGGAGUUGGCAACACGGGAGCUUGUGCGGGAGGCCAAGGUGCUGCUCAAGGUAGGCGACGACAUCAUGCUGCUCCGCGACCGCCUGGAGUGGCUGCAGGCCUUCGUCCGCGACGCCGACAGGAAGCGCCGCGUCGGCACCGACGACCUCACACGCAUCUGGGUGCGCCAGACGCGUGAUGUCGCCUUCGAAGUCGAGGACGCGCUCGACGAGUUCUUCCAUAAGGUGGAUCUAGACAUACAGGGUCGCCGAGGCUGGAAGUUAUGGCUCGGACACUUGAAUAUAAACCGGUUGGCCAUUCGACAUGUUCUCUCUAGUCAAAUUGAGAAAAUCAAGAGCAGGCUCGACCAAAUCUCAGAGAACCAAAAGGAAUACAACAUCGAGUAUGCACCAUCAGCGAUAUGCACAUCUGCCAACAUGGCCCUUUUAUCACGGGAGGAUCUACAGAAGGUCGUGGGCAUUGAGAAGGAUGCGACGAGUCUUGCGGAUCUACUGCUGGGUCUUAAAGAUCACCGCCAGAAAAUGUCGUUCAUCUCCAUAGUGGGGGAGAGUGGUGCCGGAAAGAGCACGCUCGGAAAAGAAAUUCACAGCAAAGUGGUUGAAAAUUUCGACAUUGUAGUCUCUUAUACAAUGCCGCCAAAUUGCAGCAUGGAAGAUCUCCUCACACAAAUCUACUGCAUAGCUCAGGAGCAAGCUGGCCGUGCAGCUGAUGAGUUAGAGGGACACGGCAGUAGUGCGUCUUGUGAGGAAGGAGGCAUCAAUAAGCUCCAUGACCUCCUGCGUGACAAGAGGUACCUGCUGAUUCUCGGUGGCAUAUCCUCGAAAAUCAUCCUCAACUGUGUGGCGGCGAGCUUGCCAGACAGCAAAACCAGCAGCUGCGUGGUGCUCUUGUUGGAGCCUGAAAACAAGGAAGUCGCAUCCCAUGCUGCUAACCUGAACCACCCAGAUCACAUCGACGGCGGCACCCACCAGUUGAGCCGUUUGGAUGAAGAAGGGAGCGCGGAUCUGUUCCGUUGGAGGGUCUUUGGCGCGGAGGGAGAGAAGAUGAAGGGCUCGCGGAAGAAGAAGAAGAUCUCGUGGCCGGUCCAGUACUUCCAGUCACAAGGAGAUCAGAAAAACCAGGCCCAGGAAGAAGAGCAAGAGGUAGAGCAGAUGAAAAGAUAUGAAAAGGAUGUGUACCAUAUAACCGGUGGCCAUCCUCUGGCUAUAGUGGUUCUGGCCGGGCUGUUACGGACCAAGGAGAGGCCCGUGGAGUGGGAUGCAGUGCUGCAACACCUCAAGCCAGGAAGGGAAGAAUUAGCACAAGACAACAAUGGUGGUGGGAAUGGGAUAGCAGGUGUUGUUUUGUCAAAAGACAAGUCUGCAGUCGAGUGGGUGGUGCAGCAGAUCGAGAGCCCUGCAGGAGAAGCUAAGCUGUCCAACAGAAUGGCGAUUGAGAGGAUCUUGUCGUCGAGCUUCGACGACCUCCCCCAGGACCUCAAGUCGUGCUUCCUCUACUUUGCCGCUUACCCCAAGGAUCUGACUCAUGGAGCCGAUCGGCUCGUAUGGAUGUGGACGGCCGAAGGCUUCAUCAGACCACACAAUGAUGACAAGACCAUGGAGGAGCUGGGACAAGUUUACCUCCAGGAGCUGGUCUCCAGAUCCCUGGUCGAGUCGGAAAAGUCGACCGACGACAGCUGCGAUGGUAUCAAGCAAGUCAGAGUUCACAACCGCCUCCUCAUGUUCCUGCAGUCCGAGGCUCGCGAGGCUAGCUUCAUCGAGAUGCACGCCAAGAAUGACGUCCUUGCGCCGGCAUCCGUGCGCCGCCUCUCUAUUCAGAAUGACAGCGGCAGAUAUGUCAAAUUCACCAACAACUACAAGUUCCCCAAGCUGCGUUCCUUCAUAUACCGCAUCUCAGAGCAAGUACAAUGCCCCGAUAACAGUGGCCAAGACAUGACUCUGAUGAGGGGAGAAACUACUUUUGAUCUCAAGUUUCUCUGCGGGUCCAAGUUCCUUCGUGUACUCUCCAUGCAGGGAUCGAACCUCACCGAGUUGCCAGAUGAGAUUGGUGACAUGAGUCACUUGCGCUACCUACGUGUUAACUGCAAACAACUGAAGAAGCUCCCGCCCAGCAUAAAAAAACUGCUCAACCUGCAGACGCUCGACAUAAGGACUACCGGUGUCGCUGAGAUUCAUCAAGACUUCUGGCUGAUUAAGACCCUCAGGCAUGUGCUUGCACACAAGCUCACGCUUCCUUUGUUAGUUGAAAACAUGCAAGAACUUGGUGACCUACAGACGCUUCAUGGUGUACAGCUCAAGCAACAGAAAGAAGAUACGCAGCCCUUUUGCGGGUUCUUGAAAAGAAGAAAGUCCGCCCACUAUCCAUUGGACAUGAUGAGCAAACUCCGGUCUCUGGAAAUUUGCGGAUUCAAUCACAAGGAUCAUGCAGAUGCACUGGAGAUUUCUCUCCGUAAGAUGCAUCUCCUUGGGCACUUGAAGCUGGCAGGAGAUCAGAUCCCUUUGUGCGUCUUCACUGAGCCCGGUCUUCAGCGUCUCCAGACCAUGGUGCUAGAUGGCACUGUCGACUGGUCCAAGGUUAUAGAAUUGGACAUUAGCCAUAAAAGGCCCAACCUCAUCAGCGUCAAAGUAAAACAAAUCACAGCUGAGCAGAAGAUAAUCUUAGAUGGAGAGAAUACGAAUGAGACAAAGCUAGGGACUCUGCUUUCUUAUUGAGCAGACUCCAAUUGCUCUUCCAACAGCCGGUUAUUUCUCAGCACUCUUCAUACAAACAAGUCGAAGAGUUUCAGAUCCAAGGUGAUUUGGUGCUUGAUCCAGUUUCUAUUUCUCCAAAUGUGUGUCAUGUGGGGUUGCACUUACCCCUGCCAUGGUUCCACGGGGCUAAUUCAUGUGCUAGUUGAAUUUGCUUGCCAUUUUAAAGAGUUAGAGUUAUGAUCUAGGUCGGAAAGGUUUCGUCACGAAGAAGCUUACCGUGACGACCUGAUCUGUCUGACUAGAUUUGCUUUCUUUUACUCCAAGCUGUAGUUGGGUAUGAUUUGUGAUUGUUUUGCGAUUAGCGAUUAGAAGCUGCGCUGUGAUCCGGCGAUUAGGCAA